This is a messenger RNA of Striga hermonthica, 750 nucleotides long. The record is from the annotation of a GenBank genome assembly. Lineage: Eukaryota; Viridiplantae; Streptophyta; Magnoliopsida; Lamiales; Orobanchaceae.
AUGGUUGAUAAAAUUUGUUGCUGGUGUGGGGAUGAAGAAGAGAAUUUAGAGCAUCUUAUGUUCACCUGUGCAAGGGCCCGAAGGGUAUGGAAGUUGGCUGGGCUAAGUUGGGACUGUCUGCAGGACACUCAAACUUCUUUCUCAGAUUGGUGGACUUGUCUCUCCAGCCUUAAACCUUCUGCAAUCAACAAAGCCAGAGUUUCUCUCUCCACUUACCUUCUCUGGUGGUUGUGGAAGACCAGAAACACCUGCUUAUUUCAAAACUCUCGAAUCUCGGAAUUGCAGCUCGUUGAAGCAGCUAAGCUGGAAUGGCAGGAGUAUGAUGAGCUUAAAUUUGGCAGAAGCUUAUUCAGAAAAGUUCAGAUAGGGCCUGGCAAAAUCACAACUUCAGUAGAGGCACAAGGAGUAGGGGACCUGCUUGCAGAUUCCAGUGCUUCCUCACCUCAGGCUGAGUCUUGGAUCAUGCAUGGGACAGCCUUUGUUAAUUCUGCUUUGGUGGCCUCCUGGGAGCACUCUAGGGGUGUUUUCUCCAAGCACUCAGUGGAUGAUGCUCUCUUUCAGCUCAGAAACUGGUUAGACCAGGGCUGCAAGCAAGGUUGGCAGAAGGUGAUCCUCAAAGUCAGUGACAAGAAAUUCCUCAAGCUGCUCUUGGACUGUGACCUCGGCUUUGUGGAAUCUGCUGUCCUUUUGGAAGAUAUCUGCUCCUUGCGGCUCCUUUUCUCUGAUUUUGUUCUUGUUGAUUGUUCUUGA